Messenger RNA from Anolis carolinensis (green anole), 3365 nucleotides. Its product is annotated as ras-related and estrogen-regulated growth inhibitor-like protein. The record is from RefSeq and is a predicted model, not a curated record. The transcript has 4 exons. Bases 72 to 845 code for a protein of 257 amino acids. Gene Ontology annotation, molecular function: GTP binding; GTPase activity. Lineage: Eukaryota; Metazoa; Chordata; Lepidosauria; Squamata; Anolidae.
CCAAAGACUCCCGCUCCUGGCGGAGGAGGGGGCGCAGUGGGCUCAGGCGGCGCCAAGGGAAGGGCGAGGCCAUGGUGCUGCGGAUCCCGCUGCGCCGGAGCGCCAGCUUCACCCCGGACCACCAUUCUGCCGGGGAGACGCCGCCUGCCGCCCCACUCAAGGUGGAAGCCAAUGUGGUGGUCCUUGGGGCAGGCCAGGUGGGCAAGUCAGGUGAGUGGCGCUCUCUGGGAGUCACUCAGGUGAGAGGAAACCCAGCUUUGACGGUGCGCUUUCUCACCAGGAGGUUCAUCGGGGAAUAUGGAGACAUAGAAUCCAUCUACACCCACACUUUGGCAACGGAGGGCAGAGAGAUCCUCUUCCACAUCUGGGAUUUUCCUUGCUCACAGCAACCUUACUGCCUUGCCUGUUUCCCUUCUCAGAAGUGGGCAGAAGAGAGCUCCCCUGAGGAGAAGCGCAUCCAAUGGGCCGACGGCUUUGUCCUGGUUUAUAGCAUCUGCGACCGCGCCAGCUUCAACAGUCUGCGGCCCAAAGUCCAAGUCAUCAAGGCAGCCAAGGAAGGCCCCAGCCAGGAGAAAGUGCCCAUCGUCAUUGUGGGAAACAAGCGAGACCUCCACCACCGGCGCGCCGUCUCCAGCGAGGAAGGCCGCCUCCUGGCGCGCUCCAUGGACUGCGAGUUCUACGAAGUGUCUGCGGCAGAAGCCUAUCACGGGGCGGUCAUGGUCUUCCACGGCCUGGCAGAGCGCAUCUCUGAAGCCAAGCUGGCCCUCAAGAAAGGCAACGGCAUCCGCAGCAUUGUCAAGAGUGUCUCGGCUGUGUUCGCCCGGAAAAGGACAGACUCAAUGUGAAUUGGGCAAGGGACCUGGGGAUGCAAUGGGUCCUCUCACAGAGCUGGGUGUUGUCUCUACACCAGAAAUGGGAGGCUCCAGGGCCAGUCCAAGAGGCACUACAACAGAUGGUAACCCCAAGAGAACCCUUUUAUGGGGUUUUCUUGGCAUGGUGUUUCAAAGUAAGCUUGCCAUUGCCUUCCUCUGGGGCUCCAUGGUGGAGUGGGGAUUCGAACCCUCCCGAUAUCUCAAUCCUGCACUUAAACCUGUUCACCACCCUGCUUCUCACGUUACUUGUUACACUUUAUAUACUGGUGUUACAGGUUGAGUAUCCCUUAUCCAAAAUGUAUAUUUUGGAAUGUUUUUGUUCAGAUUUUGGAAUACUUGCAUCUACAGAAAGGGAUGUCGAGGAGACUGGAUCCAGGACUAAUUAAUUUCAUAUACACAAAAUUUGAAUGUAAUUUUGUUCAACAUGUUUUAAAAUAAUCUUGUGCAUGAAACGAAGUUGGUGUACAUUACAGCAUUACUAUCUCAGCCACCCAUGUGGACAACUUUUGAGUAUUUGGAAUUUUGCGUAAGGGAUUCUCCACCUGUACAGGCCAUUCCAUUGCAUAUAUAUCAGGGUUUCUCAACCUUCAACUCAGGGGGGAAAAUGACUGUAUGAUGUGGGACUGAGAGUGGCCCAGCAGCAUCAGGAGGAGCGGCAACAGAAGCAGCUUAGAUAAUUUGUAAAGCUAUUUUUAUUAGAAAAAAAACAGUUGUUCCUUUUGUUUUUUAUUACUGCUCCCAUUAGAAAAUGCUUAAGGAUGUGGGUGAACUACAAUUCUCAAAAUCAUGGGUCAAUCACCCCCAAGUCCUGCCUUUAUUCACAGUUGGCCACGUUGGGUCUUUGUGCCCAGUGUGGUUCAGAUCCAGUUUGGCGGGGGUCACAGGGUUCUCUGGAUACAGGGAGAACUACAAUUAUACCAUCAUGUUGGAUCAAUCCCCCCAAAGUUUGUCAUAUUUGUGCCAAGUUUGGUCCAGAUCCAUCAGUUGGGUGCACAUUACUCUGUUGAUGUGGAUGAACUGUAACUCUCAACCUCUGAGGUCAGUCCCCUCAAAACCCCACCAGUAUUCAAAGUUUGGCAUGUUGGGUAUCUGUGACAAUUUUACUAGUUCCAUCACCAGGUUGGUACAGAGUAUUCUCUGAGUGCUGGUGCACUACAACUCCCAGAAUUCAACCCCCCCCCCCCCCCCCCAGCCCCACCAGUAUUCAAUACUGACCGUGUAGGUAGUGUGCCAAGUUUGGUGCAGAUCCAAUAUUGGCUGAGUUCAGAGUACUCUUUGAUGGUAGGUUGACUAUAAAUCCCAGCAACUACAACUCCCAGUUGACAAAAUCAGUCCCCCCAACCCCACCAGUCUUCAAAUUUUGGCGUAUCAGGUAUUUGUGCCAAAUUUGGUUCAGAUCUAUCAUUUUUUGGGUUCACAGUGCUCUCUGGAUGUAGCUGAACUACAACUCCAAAAGUCAAGGUCAAUGCCCACCAAAUCCUUCCAGUAUUUUUGUUGGUCAUGGGCAUUCUGUGUGCCAAGAUUGGUUCAAUUCCAUCAUUGGUGGAGUUCAGAAUGCCCUUUGAUUGUAGAUGAACUAUAAAUCCCAGCAACUACAACUCCCAAAUGACCAAAUCAAUACCUCCCAAUCCCACCAGUAUUCAAAUUCCGUCAUAUUGGGUAUGUGUGCCAAAUCUGGUCCAGUGAAUGAAAAUACAUCCUGCAUAUCAGAUAUUUACAUUACGAUUCAUAACAGCAGCAAAACGACAGUUAUGAAGUAGCAAUGAAAAUAAUUUUAUGGUUGGGGGUCACCAUAACAUGAGGAACUGGAUUAAGGGGUCACGGCACGGGAAGGUUGAGAACCACUGAUAUAUAUAGUCUUACCCCUACUGGUGAACUAUAGAUUGUCUCAGGUAAUGCUGUUAUUUGCACAUGCAUUCUAUGAGACUCUUGAGCACAACUGAAGCCGAAUGUGUCAGGCUCGCUGGAUGUAAUCUUAGCCUUCUCUUGUAGAUUCUGGGGUCUAUCUCCUUAGUAUUAGCAGCUUACAGACAUGUCGCCAACUGCAUUUUUCUGGUGAGACAUGGGAGUCAUUGCCAAAGUCUCCUCCAGCUUCCGCUCUGUCUUGCUUCCUUGAGGCUUGGCUAGCUAUUGCCAUGCUGUAGCUGUGUGGGUGGGAGCCUAGAACUUGUUGUCCUGGUGAUCCAUACACUGACGGCAUGGCAGUUGCUCUUGUGAGUUGAUGUAUGGCACACGCCCAUACAAAGAGAGGCAUGUUUUUGUUCCAGGACCAUGUGUAGGUGCAGCAGAUCCCAGCAGAAGCUGUAACUUAUCUGCAGCUGGAAAAUUAGCUUCUGGAACCCCGACAGUCGAUGAAAGACAUAAGAAAUGGGUAGAAACAAAAGAGAGGCUUGACUGUAGGAGUUCCAGGAAGACAGGCAGAAGCAACAGGCUCAGGUGGCAAACCCUGUGUUGGCACUUUACUUUCUGUAAUAAAGAUGUAUCAAACUCUCA